AUGUCUCUCGCAGGCCCACUAGGCACGAGCAUCAAUCCAGAGGAGACUGAGAACUUUGAGGAUAUCGAGAAGCAGUUCGCGGUCAAAGUUGUGCAGCACAUGGAAACAUACUGGAAGAUCCUCGAGAAAGUACCCGGCUCCAAGCUGCGACUCACCAAGAUCGACGACGAAAUCUACGAACACCUCAAGACGGAAUUCCCCGAGUUCGACGCAUCAGCCACACUAAACGAGGAUGAGAUGAAGAGCAAGGAGGGGAAGGAGCGAUGGCGCAAGUUCAUCAGUGAGUACGAGAAGAAGGUCGAGGAUUACAAUUUCGGCACAAUGCUGCGCGCAAGUCCCAAGAUGGAAUACAGCCAGGAAGGCACAAUAUUCGCUGUUCGGAUGCAGUUCUACGCUAUCGAAAUCGCACGUAACCGAGAAGGCCUGAAUGACUGGAUAUACGAGAAGGCGCAGGGCAAGUAG
Molecule: messenger RNA, 462 nt
Organism: Alternaria ethzedia
Lineage: Eukaryota; Fungi; Ascomycota; Dothideomycetes; Pleosporales; Pleosporaceae
Exons: 4
Coding region: 1-462 (153 amino acids)
Cellular component (GO): cytoplasm
Source: RefSeq, a predicted model, not a curated record